ACGUGUAAAGCUAUCACACCAGACAGCCAAUCCCUAUGUUAGUAAAUAUCGAGAUCCUUUGACAUCUGCCUGUUUGAAACCACAGCUGCUGUGAUACAGUGACCCAUUUUUGGAAGAGCUUAAAUUCUAAUGAGAACAAGCGUGACAGCACAAUUCACACCCUAAGGAGGAUUCCCCUUAUUUAAUUAGUACCUGAGUUCACGUGCACAGCAUAUUGAAGGCAGGAAUUGUUACUCGGCGGAUUUCUGCAAAUGUCAGUGCAGUGAAAAGGGAAUACUGGACCUAAGCCACUGCUGGUACUUAGUGGUUUAAAGCUUUUUACAUGGAACUACUGCUCAUACUCGUGGUCAAGAGAGUCUGCCAAUUGUUUCUGAAACUUCCUUUGCAGUUGAGUGCGGGGCAAACUGCCGCCUAAACUCAGGGUGAGAUGGAGCGGCCCCGUUUGACACUUGUGAAGAUUGAAGCAUUUCUUAUAUUUUAUUUGAUUCUCCCAUUUGAUCUGUGCACUGCUCAAAGACAGGUGAAAUUACAAGAAGGGCCCCUAAUUCGAACUGAAGGACGUCACAUAACGAUUCAGUGUGAUGUAAGCAGAACGCAGAAGUCUCGAGAGCAGAACUUUGAGUGGUUGAUCACUCGUCCAGAUAGGCCUACGUUUCAAGUCCAGAUUAUCAGCACUCAAGAUUCUGGCUACUCUUAUGCUAUGUACAAAAGAAGGGUGGAGACCAGGGAGAUCUACAUAGAGAGAAUCAACAAUGACUCUGUGAGGUUACAUAUAACAAAUCUGCAGAAAAGUGAUGAAGGAGAAUAUGAGUGCUACACCCCCAACACAGAGAGUAUAUACUGGGGGACCUAUAAUGCAUUCAUGAAUUUGACAGUUGUUCCAGACACGCUCCGUGCAUCAUUGGUACCUCAAGUCAUAAAUAAAGUAGAAGGUGAUUCUCUGGAACUGGUCUGUGAAGUAUCUAAACAAACACCAUACCACACGCAUUUGUCCGUCACAUGGUACCUAAGGAAAGGAGAUCAGAAUAUCAAGGUCAUUUCUCUAACAAGAGAUUUCAUCCUAAGUGCUGGAGAAUUAUAUAAGCAAAGAUGGGCAUCGGGAGAUGUACGACUGGACAAGGUUGGAGCCACGUCAUUCAGACUCACCAUCCACAAGCUGCAGGUGUCCGAGCAGGGGCAGUUUUACUGCAAAAGUGUAGAGUGGAUCCAAGACCAGGACAAGUCCUGGCAGGAACUGACUGAAAGACAGACUGCAAAUGUCACGGUGAAUGUUAAAAGCAUGGGUAAAGAGUUUCUUGCUCUUCUUACAGCUGCAAAUGUCAAUAUUAAUGUAGGGGGCUCACUGGAGAUAACCUGCAAAGUUGAAGCUCAGAAUUCUGCACAGCGUUUCUUCUCAGUGGCCUGGUUCUUGAACGACGAUGAGAUAGUGCGUAUUGGACCGAAUGCAGUUCUGUCCUUUCAUGGUGAAUAUGGAAUGAGAGAGAGUUCUGGAAUGGUGGCAGUCAGAAAGAAAAAUGAUAAGGAAUACGUUCUGAAACUUUAUCAGAUUCAAGUGGAGGAUGGUGGGAAAUAUCACUGUCAGGUGGAGGAGAGUGAGAAAGCUGCAUCAGGAGCGUUCUCCUCCAAGAAGUCUAAGGAGAUUGUAAUCACUGUUCAACGACCACAAGCCAAUCUUAAUGUGGUGAUCACCAGUAAUACCACUGAGAUUUUGGAAGGUGGUUUUCUUCAGUUUGCCUGCAAUGUUCAUUCAGAAGCAGCAACCUAUGGCCAGCUCUCUAUUGUUUGGCAGUUCAAAAACAAACAGAACAUAAAGAGUGAUGUAAUUGAAAUGAACCGGGAUGGUGUUCAAAUUACUGCUGAGCCCUAUCGUGAGCAUCUCAUUCAUGGUGAUAUCAGAAUGGCAAGAGUGGGAUUGGAUGUUUUCACUUUGGGAAUUUAUAAUGCCUGGACUUCGGAUGAAGGACUGUACUCUUGCAAAGUUACGGAAUGGGCAGUAAAGGCCAACCAAAAUUGGCAAUUGAUCGGAGAGUAUGUCAGCAAUGAUACAGCGGUGACUAUUAAAUCACUUGACAGCAUCUUUAAAGUUACUGCCAUGACCCGUACACCAUCUGCAAGAUAUUAUGGUACAUUUGAACUCCAGUGUUUAAUUCAGCCUUCAACCCUCCGCCAUCUGCUAACAGCCGUAUCCUGGAAAUUCCAACCUGCUAAUUCUAAUGAUAGCUACCACCUUGUGACUUUCACUCAUGACACUGCGAUCUUGUGGGGAGACAAGGGAUUGAAUUUUAAAGGGAAAAUGAUAGUAACAAAAACAGCAUCCAAUUCUGUCCGGCUGAGUGUUUCCAGAGCCAGCAACCUGGAAGCUGGGAAGUUUUUAUGUAAUGCAGAAUUGUGGCAAAGACAACAUGCGGAUCAAUGGGUCAUGAAAGCCAGCACAACGUCAAACAUCCUGCAAGUGGUGGUUAGUCCCCCAGUAAGUCUCUUGGAACUUGCGCAACAAGAUACAACCAUACAAAGAAAGAUUGGUGACGUCAUUGAAUUCGAUUGUAGAAUAUCUGCUCAAACGCAGAAUGAUUCUCAAUUCUCAGUCACCUGGUUCUUCAGUAGGUCACAAGGACAAAAGGAAGCUCUUCUGAACAUUAAUCGCAAUAAUGUCAUUCAGUACUAUGGGGAGUUGCAUACCAAUGAUCGAAAGAGGAUGAAAUUCCAGGUUGAGAAGACUUCAAAUGAUCUUUACAAACUAAUUAUAGAGAGAACUGAUGCAACCGAUCAAGGGGAUUACUAUUGUCAUGUCACAGAAUGGCUUUUGGAUCCCAACAAUAUUUGGUAUCAAGUGGGAGAUGCUGCAUCAGCAAUAACAACUCUUCAAGUGCAUACACCAAAUGCAAAUCUACAGGUUUCUGAUGAUAACAAAACUGUAUUGGUCAAUGAGGAUGCUGAUUUUGAACUUGAGUGCCUUAUUAUCAACCAAACGGGGGCCCAAUCACAGUUUUCAGUUACCUGGUACUUUCAAAAUGAGGAAGUUAAGGCCCAGCAGAAAGAACUUCUCCAAACUGAUCGCAAUAAUGUCCUCCAGUACCAUGGCAGCUUGAAGACAAAUUUUCAGAAGUUAAAAUUCCAAAGUGCAAAGGUUUCCAACAAUAACUACACACUGAUCAUCCGGAAUGCAGCACUCAGUGACAGUGGUAUUUACUUUUGCAAAGUGGACGAGUGGAUCUUGAGUCCCCAGAAUCAAUGGGCUAUUCAAGGAAGUGAUCAGUCUGGACUAACAACCCUUCGCAUCCAAGCAUCAGCUCCUACACUUCACUCAAAGGCCUGUGCCUCACCGUUCUUCUUCUACUUCAUAUUUGUCUACCCAUUUAUAAUCUUUGUAGCUCUUAUCAUUCUUGCUGCAUACUUUUAUUGGAAUCCGAAAAAACCACCGAAACCUCCUCAAGAAAAUAGUCUAUGGACACCAAUUGAAACAAUCAUUGCUGAUCCGAAAAGUGAUGUAGAGGCAAGUGUGAUAUAACGUAUGGAGUUAUUUUUGUAACGCUCCAUUGUUGCUGGAGGAAUCACCAACAGCAGCAAAAUAAUAUGUUGCAAGUGAGAAGUUCACAUGUACCCAACCAAAAGAAACAUUAACACAAACGAAAUCUGAAGCCAUCCAGCCAACUUGCAUAUUAGUUGUCUUUAUUUAAAAAUUGGCAUCAGCUACUCUUGCCAAAUGAGAAAUGUAUAAACACAUCUUUACUGGUUGUUAGAAGCUACUUAAGUUCAGCUUUCCUCUUGAUUCCUGCACCUCUAUUGUUUAAUUGAUUUAACUUUAUUAUUGCCAGUAUUAAAUGUUCUUCUGCUUUCAUGUUUCACUUCCUAAAUUGAAAUCGUAUGACUAUGUUUUUGCAAAUACUUUUGUUUUGCAGUACUUCAGUCCUUUCCAUGUAUUGAAUUUGUUGCCCGCAUUGCCCCAAAUCUCGAGCACCAGGGAAUAAAACAUUUCAAGAUAAUCUCAGAGAACUGGGUUGAGUGAGCAAUUGAAGAACAAUACCAUGUUAUGACAUAAUUGGACUUAUCCAGUAUAUGUCCAACUCAUGAACUAAAUUUCUAAAUCAGUAGAGAACAACUUGAUGAUAUUCUGAAGGUACACAGUGUAUGGUCAGAUCUCACCCUGUGGCCAAUGUUGUUUUUGAAGUAUGGAACUUGAUAAGCAAUAUUGGAAAAGAGACGCAUAGAGGACGGUAAAUUGAAUCCUGACAAAAACCCAGCAGGAAUAGUCCAAAUGGUCCCUGGAGCCUGCUCUGCCAUUCCAUGAGACCAUGGCUGAUCUUGUAACUUGAGCAUCCUUGCCUGCUCAGUCCUCCAAUCCCUUUAUUCCCUUGGUAUCCAAGAGAAGCAAAAGAAAAAUUCCAAUUGAUAAAUGACAAAUUCAGGCUCUGUGCACAGAGUCCUUGAGGCACUGUGUAGUCAGUGUUCAAAAUGAACUCUUGUGUAAUGCAACAUGAGCUAAAUCCUGGGAUAGAUGGGAUCUAGAUGGGAAAAUACCAUUUGUAUUUAUCUGGACACUUUGUAAUCUCAGGCUGAGAGAUACUUUACGUGGAGUGGAUGAGGAAUUUAAAGGGCCAAACAAAGGUCAUUGAUUGUAUUAAAUGUUUUGUUAGGUUUAUUGCUUUUUAAUAUUUUUGUAUUUUUAUAGAGAGAUGUUACCUUUACCUUUUAAGAUGUAUGUGUUUUUUUUUUAGCCCAUUGCUUUGAACAUGCAAAGAUUGAUAAAUAUAGAAAAGGGCAAUAUGGCAGAUCUUAAUAAGUGCAAGAAGUAUCUUGUGCAAUUACCAGUGGAGAACAGUUAGAUGGAUCUUGAAGGAAAGCUAUAAGUGCAACAAAGUCUUCAAAGGGAUUUGAAGAAGAUGACUUUUUUCCCCCUCUUAUUAUGGGGAGGUUGUUGGUGUUUUUACCCAUCUUCUUGGCACGAGAAGAUGUCAGGGUUGUUUGUAUAGGUAUGCAGUCUGUCAUGUGCGGAAAAACCAAGCAUUUGGUUAUAGUAAACCUCAGGAGCAGCAAAACUACCGAAUCCCCUACAAAAACAAAAUGCUGAAAGCACUCAGCAUGUCGGGCAGCAUCCAUGGGGAGAGGAACGGAGCCAACAUUUUGGGCCAAGAGACCUUCAUCAGAACUGGAAAAGUGGAAAAAAUUGAGCACGUGUUAAGUUGCAGAGAUGGGGAGGGCAGAGAGAACACACAAAAUUUCUGUGACCAAAGUCGUCAAAGUAGUGAUUACUUUAAAAAUGCGUAAUUAGAGACAGAAGAAAAAGGAAAGAAACAAAUUCAAAGUACAGCCACAUCUGUGGAGUAGGGGAAAAUUUGAUGGUUACCUGAAACUAUUAUGUUCAAUAUUAACUCCAACUACAGAAUUCCCUGGCUGUUGCCAGUUAAAGGCAAAACUAAUGAUGAGAAAUUGUUUACAAAGCACUCCAUGUCCAUUACUUUUGGCUAAAGAAAUGCAAGAAAGUGUACCAAAGAGAUCAAUGGACAUCGUAGUUGAAAUGUCCAAUCUUGCUCGUUGGAAUGGAGUAUAACCAGGCACCACUGCCUGAAUAGGGUCCAGAUUGGCAGUCAAACUGUUUAAGGAACUGCCUUCUGUUGGAAGACAUCCACAGUCAAAAAGUACAAUAGGAAUGGUACUAUCUGUGCAAUUUGCAAUAAUUCAAACUUUUUACACCUACCUCUUUCAAGGCAAGCAGUAGAAUCAUUUGCAGUCUUUACUAAUUUAUUACUGGAAAACUCAACUGCAGGGACAUAAUUAGAAUAGGUGUAUGCCCAUGGUUCAAUACGUGAUGUCUUGUUUCCUACAUGGUAUCAAAGGUGCAUCUGAAGUCUAAGGGUGGAUUUAGAAUUAAUUUGCCCAUUCUGGCUGCAAUCCCGCCUGGCUCUGUGUUGUCACCAUGAGGGGGAAGCAGCCAGGAGCCUCAUUAAAGUUUGUAAAUCAGAGUCAUAUGACAAGGCUGGAGCAAAUACAUGGUACAAUUGAGCAGUACAUGUGACACAUAGGCUCCACAUUUUUUGUGAAUGGCCCAUCCAGUUGUCCUUAGAAGGACAUGUUUGAAAACUAGCGUUUUUGGUGGGAAAUUUGGCAUGGGUGAGGGGGUGGUGGACAGCUAAGUGAGUGAUGCUCAGAGAAUGCCAUUGUGUCCCAGAGCUGAUAUGUCGAGGCAGGGUCUCUGGUUGGUUCUUGCAUGUAUAUGAGGCCCAUCUCUAGAAAUAGCUCUGGCAUCUAAGAAUUAAAUUCAGCACUCAUUUCUCAGCAAAAGGCAUUGGGCUAGAAGUAUUUGUGUAGCACAACCCUUUUGUGUGCUAAGAUAAUGAAGUUUAUUUUAGAUAUGUUUGUCAAGUUUGCCUGGGUCUUCUGAGUAUGGGUCAUGUAGUUCCAGAGAUUUGUUCUUGGUCCACCAUGUCUAUGGAGUGCAUUGUCACAGAAGCUGCCAGGGACCCAUAUGGUAUUUCUUUUCACUUAUGACACUCAUGGAUGCUGUAGGCCAGACAUACUAAUGAAGGCUGUAACUAGAGUGUUGAGACCUGUUUCAGCAUUGGUUUAGGAGCACCAGGCUUACCUGCUUCCUUCCCAGUGAGUCUGAGAAGUCAAUCUUCUUGCAGGGAGGUCUGUCUUAAGAAUCUAGCCUUGUAUUCACCCUCUCUCCCACCCACCCCCACUCGGUGCUGUGUUUCUGGGACCAUGCUUGGGUAUCCGUUUUAAAUCUUUCCUUCAGACACAGGCAUGAGUGCAUCCCUGCCCCCACCUACAUCUAAUCCUCCCACUGCUUGGAUGUUCUAAUGCUGCUUCAUUCUUCAAUGCCAAUCCUUCUGAUACCAUGACAGCUCCCACUGUCUACUGCUCCCUAACUCCAGGCCCAACUCUGUUUAUCCACACUGCCCCAUCUCACCCUGAACUACCUCCACCAAUGUACAUAUUUCCAGACAUAGGCUUGACUCUUCUCUGAAAUAGAAUUUUGUACCAGAUGUCCUUGUACUAACCUGGUGUGUUCCCACCCCACACUUCCAUCCCUGCACAGUGCUGCUUUAAUGCACCUUUAGUGACCAGAAUUUCUAGGUCUAUAAUUUCAGAAGAGGUGAGAAGAAAGAGAAAUUAUUGCCUCAGGAGAAUAUUAAAUGAACUCCAGACAUUGCAGCCUGCAUCUGAUUUUGUAUGUCUGCAAUCUUUGAUAUAUAUGGUCUUACUCUGACUUUCACUGAAAAACAAUUCAUUUUGUAUUGCUUCUAAUUUAAAAUUUAUGAUCGUUUCUUAUGUUUUCAAGGAAACAUUGUUGUAAAAUUUCAUCUUAC
Messenger RNA from Pristis pectinata (smalltooth sawfish), 7310 nucleotides. RefSeq names its product immunoglobulin superfamily, member 3 (gene igsf3). Lineage: Eukaryota; Metazoa; Chordata; Chondrichthyes; Rhinopristiformes; Pristidae. The coding region runs from base 428 to 3508 and encodes 1026 amino acids. The record is from RefSeq and is a predicted model, not a curated record. The transcript is spliced from 9 exons.